UCAAUGUGAGCGUUUUUAUCAUUUCUCCUCUCCUAAAGCCCAAUUACUUGACUCACCAAUUCGUCAAUGCUUUACUUAUCAAUCAUUCAGGAUUAAAAGAGGAUAAAUGGAGGGUGAAUUCUGCAACAAAUCUUGUGUUAGGGAUCCACUUAUGGAGUUUGAGGCCAACAAUAAUAAAUCAUCACUUCAAGAAUCCAACACAUCUUCCUUCAAAACUCUCUUCAAUGGCGCCAACACUAUCUUAGGAAAUGGAGUUUUGAUAGUCCCUUAUGCAUUAGCUUCCGGAGGUUGGUUGAGCUUAGUGUUGCUUAUCACUAUAUCUGCGGCAUCUACCUACACAAGCCUCCUAGUAAAACGAUGCAUGGAGGCGGAUUCGAGAAUCAAGAGUUACACCCACAUAGGUGAUCAUGCCUUUGGCAAUAUUGGAAGAGUUAUUGUAUCCAUUGUUCUAUAUGCAGACCUUUAUAUGGUCACUACAGGUUUCCUAAUCUUAGAAGGUGAUAAUCUGCACAACUUAUUCCCGAAUAUAUCACUCAAAGCACUAGGAAUCGCCAUCGAUGGAAAAUCGAGCUUUGUUAUAAUCGUGGCUCUUGUUCUUCUCCCCAUUGUUUUGUUGGAUAGCUUAAGCAUUUUGGCUUACAUCUCUGCUACUGGUGUUUUCGCAUCACUUUUGAUACUUAUAUCCGUUCUAUGGGUUGGACUAUUUGAUGGCAUUGGAUUCGGCCACUAUGUAGAAGAAGCCAGCCUCCUUAAUUGGAAAGGGAUACCAACUGCGAUAAGCUUAUAUAUGUUAUGCUAUAGUGCUCAUCCUGUUUUACCUGCACUGUACAUCUCUAUGCAAAAGAAACAUGAUUUCUCCAAGGUCUUACUUAUGUGCUUUGCCUUUGCGACCUUUGUUUAUGUUUCUAUGGCGGUUUUGGGUUACUUGAUGUUCGGUUCUACAGUCGAAUCACAAAUAACUCUGAACCUUCCAACGAACAAAUUGAGCUCGCAAAUCGCAAUCUACACCACUUUGAUCACACCCUUAGCAAAAUAUGCACUUAUAUUGAAGCCUGUUGUCAUUGCAACAGAAGGUUGGUUUUCAACUGAGUACAAGAAGAGUAAAGGUUUCAAGCUUACUAUUAGAACAAUCUUGGUUGCUACACAAGUUUUGAUAGCGUUGUCUCUUCCUUUCUUCGGAUAUCUUAUGUCACUCACUGGUGCAUUGCUUUGUGCCACGGCUUCACUUACAAUUCCAUGCUUGUGUUAUUUGAAGAUUUCAAGCACCAAUUCUAGCCUAGGACUAGUUGAAAGGAUUUUCAUAUGGGCUAUUGUAUGCUUAAGUAUGGUGAUAUUGAUAUCCGGCACAUACACCUCACUGCUAGAUAUUUUGGUGGAAAUCACACAUUAAUUAUUAAUCACAAUAUAAUGCCUUGCAGUUAUUAUUUAUCUUUAAUUACUUUGAAAUCCAUUUAUGCAAAAGUUAUUAAUAGUGUUAUAUUUUGAUAUCCA
Molecule: messenger RNA, 1491 nt
Organism: Beta vulgaris subsp. vulgaris (sugar beet)
Lineage: Eukaryota; Viridiplantae; Streptophyta; Magnoliopsida; Caryophyllales; Amaranthaceae
Product: amino acid transporter AVT1I-like
Exons: 3
Coding region: 107-1390 (427 amino acids)
Cellular component (GO): plasma membrane
Source: RefSeq, a predicted model, not a curated record